This is a messenger RNA of Aureobasidium subglaciale EXF-2481, 1352 nucleotides long. RefSeq names its product glycoside hydrolase family 43 protein. Lineage: Eukaryota; Fungi; Ascomycota; Dothideomycetes; Dothideales; Saccotheciaceae. The record is from RefSeq and is a predicted model, not a curated record. The transcript has a single exon. Bases 240 to 1301 code for a protein of 353 amino acids.
GCGGGUAACAACAUAUUUAUUGUACUGACUUCCGACUACCAAGGAAUAUUGUCUUGGCUCGGGCUUGUCGAGAUGCAGGAAGAUUUGAAUAUGCUUCUCAUACCGUCAUGAGACGUUGUCAAUAUUUUGACGACGUAGGAAAUAAUUUGCGGUGAUCGGUUGAUAUAAAAUCAUCAGCCUGUUCCGCUAUCUGUUCCUCCAGCAUCUUGGAAAUAUAACCCUGGCAACGAAUCGAAACAAUGAUUCUAACGAAAGUUUUUCAAUCUCUUUUGGCUUUGACUGCUGUCAGCACAACCAUGGCCAUGCCUACGAAGCGAGACACUAAAGUGGGAUAUCUCUUUACAUCAUUCCCUGUCGAUGAUGAGGCUAUCUACAUGCACCUGUCAAAUGACAACGACCCCUUGUCCUACCAAGCUCUUUCUUUAGAUGGCACGGCAGAAACACAAGCCAUCUUGCGCAGUGGUGUCGGCACCAAAGGUGUCAGAGACUCCUUCAUCGUGCCUUCCCAGGAUGGAAGCAAGUUCUGGCUCAUCGCAACUGAUCUUCUUGCCAACAACUUCACCAACGACUUCAAUGCAGCAACCAGAUUUGGCUCCAGACAGCUCGUCAUCUGGGAGUCUGAUGACUUGGCUACAUGGUCCGAGGCUCGCCUCACACCCAACCUCGUCAACUCUACCGCCGGAAACGCAUGGGCACCGGAAGCAUACUGGGAACCUCUGAUUGAAGCCUACAUUGUCAUCUUUGCCUCCCGCUUCUGGUCUGAUGCCGACCCUGACCGUACCGGCCCUCAACCUCCUAACAAACUGAUGUAUGUCACCACCACCGACUUCAUCACCUUCUCCGAAGCACAACUCUACUUCUAUCCCGACUACCCCGUCAUCGACGCCACCUUCAUCGCAACCCCCGAACAAGGACCCAACGUCUGGUACCGCUGGAUAAAAUCCGAGGUCGACUACACAAUUUACCAACAACGCUCCUCCAACGGUAUUCUUGGCGACUGGGCCAAUGUAGGAAAUGCUGGGCCUGAUGUACGCGUCACUUUUGCUUCCGAGUAUGCCAACAAUGAGGGACCUUUGAUCUUUAGGGAUAACUUGGAUGCUGGCAAGUUUCAUCUUUGGAUUGAUGAGAAUACGCUGCAGACGUAUAUUCCUGCUACGGCGGAUACUUUGGAUGAUAUGGGUGCGUGGGUGCGUGAUGAUAUGAGUGGAUUCCCAAAGGAUGUCAAGCAUGGAAAAGUGUUGGCUAUUGAUCAACAGCAGUAUGAUGCUAUUUUGGACAAGUACAAGGUUGUUGGUUCAUAGAGUAACAGUUUAUGCAUUUCUGAGCUUAUCAUGAUAAUCUCGAAUCAUCUG